UUCAUGCCAGGGUUUUGGUAGCUUCCUCUUCCAUACCUACUUCCGUGUGUCCCCGGGGGCCUCAGAGGCAAGUGCUGCUGUCCGUUGCCCAGGCCACCCUCCACCUCCAGUUUGGAGCCCUGCCCCCCUGGAGCUGGGCCAGACCCAACUACUGACUGGGAGUCCAUGAAGGACUGGUAGGGCAAAGGUCUUGUGGACAGAGGUGCUGGGGUCAGAGAUCCCCUGAGACUCUGGCCAUGAAGUCUCGGCAGAAAGGAAAGAAGAAGGGCAGCUCCAAGGAACGGGUGUUUGGGUGUGACUUACGAGAGCAUUUGCUGCAAUCGGGCGAGGAAGUGCCCCAAGUACUAAGGAGCUGUGCGGAGUUUGUGCAAGAGUAUGGUGUGGUGGAUGGGAUCUACCGCCUCUCGGGGGUCUCCUCUAACAUCCAGAAGCUCCGGCAGGAGUUUGAGGCAGAGCGGAAGCCAGACCUUCGGCGGGACGUUUACCUCCAGGACAUUCACUGCGUCUCCUCCUUGUGCAAGGCCUAUUUCCGAGAACUUCCAGAUCCCCUCCUCACUUACCGGCUCUAUGACAAAUUCGCUGAGGCAGUGGCAGUGCAGCUGGAGCCUGAACGCUUGGUCAAGAUCCUAGAUGUGCUUCAGGAGCUCCCUGUCCAGAACUACAGGACGCUGGAGUUCCUCAUGCGGCACUUGGUCCACAUGGCCUCAUUUAGUGCCCAAACCAACAUGCAUGCCCGCAAUUUGGCCAUUGUGUGGGCCCCCAACCUGCUGAGGUCUAAGGACAUAGAGGCCUCGGGCUUCAAUGGGACAGCAGCGUUCAUGGAGGUGCGUGUGCAGUCCAUCGUUGUGGAGUUCAUCCUCACCCAUGUGGAUCAGCUCUUUGGGGGUGAUUCCCUCUCUGCUGGUGCAGAUUUGGAGAGUGGAUGGAAAGUACUUCCAGGGGCCCGAGCACCAGGCAGCUCUGAGGACCUCAUGCCCAGGUCCCUUCCCUACCACCUGCCCAGCAUCUUACAGGCUGGGGAUGGACCCCCACAGAUGCGACCCUACCACACUAUCAUUGAGCUUGCAGAACACAAGAGAAAGGGGUCUUUGAAGGUCAGGAAAUGGCGAUCUAUCUUCAAUUUGGGUCGCUCUGGACAUGAGACGAAACGGAAACUUCCACUGAGGGUUGAGGACAGGGAAGAAAAAUCCAAUAAGGGAACACUGAGGCCUGCGAAGAGUAUGGAUUCACUGAGUGCUGCAGCUGGGGCCAGUGACGAGCCAGAGGGGCUGGUGGGGUCCAGCAGUCAGCCAAGCUCACUGAUGCCUGAGAGCUUGGAGAAUAAUUCUAUGGAUGCAGCAGAAGGUGAACAGGAGUUUGAGGCAGAGACACUGGGCAGUACGAAUUCUGAGCCAGGAACUCCACGAACUGGGCGGGCAGCUCUUCGGGCUUCGGGGAGCAGCCGUGCAGAGCGCUGUGCCGGUGUCCACAUCUCAGACCCCUACAACGUCAACCUCCCCCUACACAUAACCUCUAUCCUCAGUGUACCUCCAAACAUCAUCUCGAAUGUCUCCUUGGUCAGGCUCACCCGUGGCCUGGAGUGCCCGGCCCUACAGCCGCGGCCAAGCCCUGCCUCAGGUCCUGGCCCAGGCCCAGGUCUUGGCCCUGGCCCCCCAGAUGAGAAGUCGGAGGCAACAUCAGUCCCAGGUCCCCUGGUUGACUUAAGCCCAGCAGACAUGGCUCCUGCCCUGGAUGAUUCCUUGUCCCAGGAGGUGCAGGAUUCCUUCUCCUUCCUAGAGGACUUGAGCAGCUCAGAGCCUGAGUGGGUGGGGGUGGAGGAUAUGGAGGUGGCCAAGGCAGGAGUCGCAGGAACAGCAGGAGCAGCAGCUUUCUCCCUCGGGGAGGACGACCCUGGGAUGGGCUACCUGGAGGAGCUCCUGGGAGUUGGGCCUCAGGUGGAAGAGUUCUCCGUGGAGCCACCCUUGGAUGAUCUGUCUCUGGAUGAUGCACAGUAUGUCCUGGCUCCUAACUGCUGUUCCCUUGAUUCUGCCGGCCCCACACCUGAAGUGGAAGACGAGAGUGGGGAAGAAGUCUUCCUGAGUGCCUAUGAUGAUCUGAGUCCCCUUCAGAGGCCUAGACCCAUGAACUGGGAAGAUGUAGGGAGUCUGGAGGAAGAGGCUGCAAUGUGUGGGAAACCUCCUGCACAGGCUGAUGGAGAGCAGGCAUGCUGGGAAACUAAACAGGACAAGGAGGCUGAGCCUAGAAGCACAUCAGAUAACAGGGAUGAAGCAGAGGCAACACCAGAGACUGAAAUUGAGGCUGAAAAGGCUGAUGGAGGAGGAGGGGAGGCUGAAACCAGCCAAAAGGUGAUGGGUAGCUUUGAAGAAGACAGUAGUAAAAAGAUAGAGGCCAAGGAAGAAAAUUCCAAAGGUCAAGAGGUUGGAAGUAUAGAGCAGACUAAGGAUGUGGAGGGAAUAAGAGGAGAACAGGGCAAAGAGGAGAAGGAAAAAGACACCGGGAGAAAAGAAGGAGCUGGAAAGGGGGAGGAUAUCCCAGUAGAAUCCAGAAUAGACCCAGAGCAUGUGAUCCAGGAAUACCUGGUUCCUGGGGAGAACUGGGAAGUUGUAUACAAACAAGAGGCCGAGAAAUGCGGGAAGGAUGAGAUCAAGGGACUGAGAGGGAACAGUGACCAAAAGUCAAGAGAAGACCAAGGACAUGGUGAAGAUAGAAGUCAAGAAGAUGAUGAUGGGAAGGAAGGGGAGGUCAGCAAGGAACAAAAACGUAUAGAUGUAGAAACUGAAGGCAAAAGAGCUGUCGGUGACCACUCAGAAGAGGGGUCCCUCCCUGAAGGGCCAGGGGUCGAGUUCCUGGAGGUUGACGGUGCAGAAGAAGUCAACGAACAGACUUGUGAGAUGGAACAAACCAUGCCACAGCCAUCUGAGCCAGAGAUGGAGGCUGAGGGACAGCUCAGUUCUGAGGCAUGUGACCUGUAUUCUUGUCCCUGUGGUUCAGCUGGUGGUGUGGGCAUGCGCCUAGCUUCCACCCUAGUUCAGGUCCGACAGGUCCGCUCUGUUCCCGUAGUGCCCCCCAAACCACAGUUUGCCAAAGUGCCCAGUGCAAUGUGUAGCAAGAUCCACGUAGCACCCGCAAGCCCAUGUCCGAGGCCUGGCAGGCUUGAUGGGACUCCUGGAGAAAGGGCUUGGGGUUCUCGUGCUUCUUGGAGGAAUGGGGGUAGUCUUUCCUUUGAUGCUGCUGUGGCCCUGGCCCGGGAACGCCAGAGGACUGAGACUGGAGGAGUCCGGCGGACCCAAACCUGUACUGGAGGUGGGGAUUAUAGCCUCCACUCCAGAACCUCUCCUUGUACCAUGAUUCCUGCCCAUUCUUCCCGGCCCCUGAGCUGUCUGGAACUCCCCCCAGAAGGCACAGAAGGGUCUGAGCCCAGAAGUCGGUUUAGUCUGCCCCCGAGAGAGCUUCAUCCCCCUGCCCCUCCUGUGGCCCCUCAGCGUCAAACAUAUGCUUUUGAAACACAGACUAACUGUGGGAAGGAUGAAGGGCUGUGAUUAGGUGUGGACAAAAGGGCCUAAGAAUCAACCUGUCGUGCUGUCUUUGCCUCCUCAAGAGCCCAAUUCCAUAGUGUGGGUCCUCCAGCCAUUUGCGACCAUGGGAGACACUCGCUGCCUUGGUGGUUUUACUUGAGUUUGUGUUAUCACGCAAAAGCACUUAUAUCUAAGUAGAGUCUUAAAAAAUAGAGAAAGGUCUUGUUCCCAUGAAGUUGUGAUUAAACACAGAGGGGGAAUUCCAGCCAAACUCCUGCCCUCUUCUGAGGCUGUGAACUUCUCUUCAGAGAAACCCAGGGUAGAUGGGGGAAACACACAGGACCGUUAUAGAAUCGCUCACCCCUUUUUUGUUUCCAGAUCUUUGGCUAUCUCCUGACCCUCUUAGUUCCAGAUUAGGAGAAACGUUUCCAAGCCCUCAGUGUUUGCUGAAGGAAAUGGAUAACUCCCUCUACCUUCAAUUAUUUUGCCGAAGAGGUCCUGUACAGAUCUCUCUGGUCUUUCUUUUUCCCGUUAGAAUAACCUCCUCUUAUUUUCGGGAAAAUGGAAUGCCUGCACCCUGGCCCUGUUUCUCUGUACAGGCUGGGGCUUCAGGCUCCAUUUAGCAAUGGUGACUGUUUGGUAAUAAA
Molecule: messenger RNA, 4162 nt
Organism: Psammomys obesus (fat sand rat)
Lineage: Eukaryota; Metazoa; Chordata; Mammalia; Rodentia; Muridae
Gene: Arhgap30
Product: Rho GTPase activating protein 30
Exons: 12
Coding region: 237-3539 (1100 amino acids)
Biological process (GO): small GTPase-mediated signal transduction
Molecular function (GO): GTPase activator activity
Source: RefSeq, a predicted model, not a curated record